UCAAGGAAAAAUGGUCUGCAGACCAAUUAUCUAUAAUCUUUCCAAAUCGUCGUGUGUGAUUGUAUAGCGAUACAACGUCGCUUUUCAAAGCGACAUGGCCUUUGAAUCGAUGAUUGCUUUUUCACGUUGUGGUACUGGGUAACACGGCGAUAAAAGCUGUUACGGCAGUACGAGGUAUUUUGGACUUGGUUGACGAGUAUUUUGGACUUGGACGCAGCUAUAAAUGGAUUUGUAAGCAUAGCAGACUUUGGGGACUCCUGCGGCAUAACGAUUGCACCUUGAUUUUGGUGGAAAGUCCAGCUUGGCGAAUUGCAGCAAGCAGAUCACGGCCGGUCUUCGCUUGAUAAAUAAUUCAUUGGAGCCAGCUCGUCCCAGGGACAAAAAGCAAAAAUGGCAGACGAAAACAAAGAUAAUGAUGCCGCUGUGGCAGAUGCUCCCACGUUGCUGAAGCCUGAAGACUUGUUGGACGAUGACGCUUUGGUAGCCGCGGCAAAUGCACAGGCAGAGGCAGCUCGCGAGAAGAAAGUCGUGCGAGGGAGGAAGAAAGGUCUGUUUGUUCGGGUUGUAGUUUGCUUCAAUACAUAGAGAAACUUGCUAGGUAAUGUGCUUUCUGUGCGUGUUGUAUCUGUUGGUUCAAAUAACCCUAACGGUUACAACUACUCAUCGAUACAGGCGGAGCUUUCGGCUCACCAUCAACAGGGGGAAUCGACACGGUGGUGAAAAUUCGGUCUAUCGAUAGUGCAGGAAGUUCUGCGUCAGCCGGUGGGCGAGGGGUGAUGCUUCAGAGAUCCUCCAUGGAAGACGCUGUGCAUAAUCAUGUGAGGGUGAUGUUCAUGUUGCAGUUAGCGGCGCCGCUAUUUAAGGAUCAUUGAGCUACCCUUCCAAGACAAGUUUAGUGCAAUUAAUUUAAAGGGCGGGCUGGCUUUCAGCAUUAUGCACAGCGUCUUCCAUGGAGGAUCUCUGCGAAACUCCCAUGAACCCAUGAAAACUGGAAGACGCUGUGCAUAAUCAUGUGAGGGUGAUGUUCAUGUUGCAGUUAGCGGCGCCGCUAUUUAAGGAUCAUUGAGCUACCCUUCCAAGACAAGUUUAGUGCAAUUUAAAGGGGCUGACUUUCAGCCAAGUAAGUAGAAUCUUCUGUUUGAUGUAUCCUCAAACGAUCUCUCAUUGCCCUCGUCCCCGAUACCUCUCCGCUCCUCCUUCAUACUCCACGCUUUUCCAGUCUUACUCUACGUAGUCAUGCGAAAUUUAGUCCACUGCGAACACGAAUACGUAGACCGUGCAAUACCUGGAUUUCUUUGGCACGCUCUAGUGGAAUACGGAUUCUUCUGGUGGUUCUGUCCGGUUUUUAGCGUCAUGGGCCUAGUUUAUGCUUUUUAUCCGCCAGAGAUGAGGAUACCACUGAAGUGGCGAGCUAGUGUGGCUGCAUUUGUUUUCAUCUUCAUCGUCGGAGGAGUGUAUGUAACACUCAGCAAGAGCACGAACGCUGAUCCAAGUUCGAGGAUGAGUCUAGUGCGAAUGGUAGCCGGAAUGAGCGUGGUUUUGGGCCAAUAUUGCUUCAUCCGAUUGGUGUUGAGGGUAUGGUUGGAAUUGGAAGGUUGUGCUCGUGUUAAGCGUAGCUUUGUUUAAGAUUUUACUUUUGGAAGACUUCAUUAUUUAUUAAGUUUUAUGGAAAAGACAGGAGCAUGAAAUUCCUCACCUCCUCUUCGUCCUUUCCGUUCAUUCCCCUGGCGCAGGAAAAGCGAGCAAAAGUCCUCCGACGAACCGCUUCGAGAAUACACUGUGCGAGAAAGGAAUUUGAGGUGGUGGAAUCUCAAGUUCGGAAUCGUUUUUUUCGUUGGUUUCUACGGUGGUUUGCUAUUCGCAGAUGUCUUCUUCCCGGCGUUGGUUUUAUGGUCGUAGAAGUCUACUAGCGAGUUAGAAUCUCUAUCGUUCAGGAAACAACAACAAGUUGCAUCAAAAACUUUCGACUACUUUCCAAGGGCUAAGAAGAAGGAAGGACGCAUGCAAUAAUUAAGCUAUAUGUUGCUUAGGUCGGCUCCACCACAAGUUAUAUGUCGCUUAGGCGUCAUUUAGAUACCUCCAGAACAGGUAAAUGAAUGAAUGACCUACAAGAUGCACCUUUCUAAUUUUCGAAAAAAUGAAAGAGGUGACUGAGGACAAGGGAACCACGGGAGUCGUGAUCCAAUCCAUCUUCGAGAUGUUAAUGGCGACGUUUUUCUUCUCCCUCUACCUACCAUUCUGGGGUAAGCAUGUGUGCAAGAUCGCGCAGGAUAUUUUGAUGCAGUACUUUAUGGCGAAACAGGAGUUCACAAGAUAAAUAGAAAUAACACCAUUUUUUUGUGACCCCCACUUGUUCCAUUACAUUCUUUCUGUACUCCUAUCUCCGGCUCUAAGUAAAUAAGGACACUAGUAUCUCGCUUCCCCCUCUCCUGCUCCUCCGUGAACCCAAGACCACAUGCUUCAUACUCGACGACAACGGCGAGAAAAACACAGUCGUUUACGAGCGAAUGCAGUAUACGAUGAACUUCUUGUUGGAUCUCAUCCGAUUCGUCUACGGUCGAGGCGUCUUGUUUAAUCUCUCACGAGUGGAGGUUUUCGCUCUGCUGAUAGUCAAGGACAUUUUAUACCAGUUCUGGCAUUUUGGUACUUACACAUACGUUAAAGUUUACUAUGACUUAUACGGACAUUUUGGAACUAAUCUCUACGGGCACUACUAACAGUGUCAUCAGGGAUCCAAACAUACAUGGCACUUAUACAUAGACACUUUUAGAUAAGCAGGCACUCGUCCUGAUAGAAGUCAAGAAGUUUCCAAAGAAAAGCACUAAAGUGUAUCCCAACAGAGCCAUUCAUUCCCACUUCUACCACGAGCUUUUAAAUGGAGCACACCUCCGUCGUGAGUACCACCAGAGUCAAUCGCCACUCUUCAUUCUCAUUCUUCAUUCAUCUCCAGCCUCUCCUCAUCACACCAACAGCCUUCAAAUAUUCCGAGUUGUACAUGAUUUUCGUGCUCAAGUUGUCCGACCCCAAUGCCGUCGAAGGGCUACCCCACAUCUACCAAGUAAUCGCGCGAUACUUCCACCUUUACAACGCAGCAGCACGAUUCACAGAGGAUUUUGUGAGGUUCUUGGGUAUUCCGAAAUCUCUAGCCGUGUGCUGGGAGGAAACGGUUGACUACAACGACCAUUUGGGAGUGGGCGAAGCAAGAGAAACGACAUCAAUGCGAGUCAGGGUUGUCUUUAACAACUACGGAAUAACCGUCGUGAAUCUGCCCUCGAAGUUGCAGAAUCUUUUUAAGUUAUGUUGAUCUGGGCUAGGAAGGAUUAGUGGGUAUUUGCUGGCUUAUUCUUGACUUUAUCAUCUAGCACAGAACGGAGUAGCGGCUGCGUCUGCAGUAAACAACUCAAUAUGUUAUGUUGAGCUUGUAGUUCCUUGGAUUAUAUGGAUUGGGUUUUAAAUUGUUGUAAUCUUGAGAAGAGAUUGUUCUUCCAACAAGCUCCCAACCCUUCAUUGCAUUCCGCCGCAGAGAAGAAAAGGGAACGAGAAGCGCAGUCUUGCGCCAGUAGUCUUGUCUCCGAUGGAAUUUUUAGUAAGGUAGGAAGACUCUUCGGGUACGGUUCAGGGCCAGAAGCCGGCAGUGGAAGCAUGCAACUGGCGGAUCAGAAUAGAAAGUUGUAUAAUGUUGACAUUUAUCUUUUUGACUUUGGCUUCACAACAUGAUCUGUAAAAAGUUUUAAAGCUCAUGGCUUGGUAUAGCUAAGUAUGAAAGAUAAGAAACUAACUCGAACUGCUCCAUCAAAAUAUCAGACCCGGAGCUGGAGCAGCACCAGGUGGACGGAAAAGACGAGCUUCACUGUCAUUCGACCUAGGCGAAAAUGAGGAGGAUAAAGCAGGAAUCGCUGCCGCGACAAAUUCUGCGUCUGUUAGCAUAUUAGCCGGAUCUGUCAGUUCCGGAAGCCCAGCGUCAUCGCAGAGAUCGCCGAAGUCGUCCCCCUCAGGGCGUAGCAGACGAGCAAGCCUCUCGUUUGCACUUGAGGAUGAUCCAAUGGCUGCAGCUGACUCAGGACCAAAGCCUACAGAGGAAGAAGCCCCCAAGGGAGUAGAGGAAUCGAAGCCUAAAAGGAAGGACUCGACGCGUCGGACAAGUAUAGGUCACGAAAUGGAUAUCGAAGAGCAAGAUACCUCACUCGGCCAGCAUGGAUUGGGGGCUCUUGGCAUUUCCGCCGCCCAGCACGAGAUUCUACGGAAAAAAGGCUUUGCCGUCUUCCGAGACGUGGUGCCAAUAACUAGGGAAGAGCAAGAGCUGUUAGCAGCAGCAGUCGGCGCGUACCAGUGGUUUGUGUUUUUGCGGUAUCAGAACAGAGCUUCCUGUAAGUUCUUUACCAGCAUCAUCUUCAUCUUCGCACCGCUGUUGGCGUGUACUCAUUCUUUAGAAGCUCUUUGAGUUCUAGCUCUGGAUAGGAUGAAAUUUUAAAUUGUGGCUAAUGAUAGUUGCAAAUAAGAUGAUAGUAAAGUAGAAUAAUUUUCAUUUUUGAAGAAAAUCUAGUGCAGCAGGACCAUAAUCAACUCCUUCCGACCCGCCUCCAGCAUGGACACCAACCGUCGAUAUGGCUGGCUACAAAGGUUUGGACGACAGUCGAUACUUCCUUGCUGGUCUCACGUUUCUCGUAGUCGACAUCUUGGAAUGGCUUAUCGUCACCUUCGUCUUUCAGUGGAGGAACACUAGGGAUUUGCAUAGCAAGGUAGUUGUUUUUUCGUUUUGGAUUUUGCCCGCCGGUCCUAGGUGCUUCUGCUUCUCGUGCAGUAGCAUGUGCAGUACUGAAGAUUCAAGUAGUAGACUAUGAAGCAAAGAAGUUUACUCCGCGUACUCACUGACAACUGAAACGAAAUUCCCCACCCACGCAGGUCGACUACUGCCGUCAGCUGUUAACCAAGGAUUUUAUGACGCCAUUCCUCCUCUUCACGUUCUCCUGGACAGCCGGUGUUUUUAUGUUCAACACGAGUUGGAACGCCUUCCAUCCAGCUCGGUUAGCCAAGCGCCUAUUCGAAAUUGGUGUCUCACGAGGAGCCUCAGUUCCGCACCAGACCGAUUUUAGUGCGGCAAAUUGGAGUGCUCUGAAUGCGUGUACUGUGAAGUAUGAGGAUGAUGGCAAUAUGUGGACGAGUGCAGGUGCCGCGAACUUCGCAAUGACUGCCGGAACGAUCAAUGCGGAUUGCUCGGGCUCCGCGUAUCUGUAUCCGCGUGAGGAGACACAAAGCUUGAACAGUUUCUUUUACGGCUUUAUCUUCGAUCAUUGCAAAUGA
Messenger RNA from Amoebophrya sp. A25, 5301 nucleotides. Lineage: Eukaryota; Dinophyceae; Syndiniales; Amoebophryaceae. The record is from the annotation of a GenBank genome assembly.